AUGUCUCAAUUUAAAUGUAAAGAUGACCAGAAUCAACCUAAAGAUGACCAGGAUCACCAUUUGUCGCCUGAUGCAGCAGCUGAGAAUACUGAACUUUUACAAUUUUCAUUGCUGGAUGAGUUGAAAAGACUAGAAAAAAAUUUGGAUCAAACCACAAAUCGUGUGAAUGUGCAAAGGAUCAGUAUUUUGAACAACUAUUUGGAUAGGAGGAUAAAAUGUUCUUGGUUUUCUCCAAAAAACAAAAUUAAGGUCGUCUUCAUAGGUGAACCUGCCGUUGACGAUGGAGGUCCAAGGCGUGAAUUUUUUUCUGAAAUACUACUUUUGUUGAGAAUGCGGCUGUUUGAUGAAAGAGGAAUGCCUUUGGAAAGCACCAUGGCAUUAACACAGAACUUGUACAAAUAUGCAGGGGAAAUUAUGGUCAUGUCAAUUCUACAAGGUGGACCAGCUCCAAACUUCUUGUCACCUGUUAUUUAUGAUCUAAUUGCAAAAGGACUCUCAGCUGCUAAUUUUUGUCUUGAUAUGAUAGAAAAUGAGCACUUCAAAAGAAUUGGCAUGAAGAUUGACAAUGCAAACACAGACAGUCAACUACAAUCAUUAUUGACAACAGAUGAUGCUCUUGAUGUUCUUGAAAAAAGUUGGGUAUAA
This is a messenger RNA of Xenia sp. Carnegie-2017, 645 nucleotides long. RefSeq names its product G2/M phase-specific E3 ubiquitin-protein ligase-like. Lineage: Eukaryota; Metazoa; Cnidaria; Anthozoa; Malacalcyonacea; Xeniidae. Gene Ontology annotation, molecular function: ubiquitin-protein transferase activity. The record is from RefSeq and is a predicted model, not a curated record. Bases 1 to 645 code for a protein of 214 amino acids. The transcript has 4 exons.